Messenger RNA from Danaus plexippus (monarch butterfly), 1780 nucleotides. RefSeq lists its product as uncharacterized. Lineage: Eukaryota; Metazoa; Arthropoda; Insecta; Lepidoptera; Nymphalidae. The transcript has 6 exons. The record is from RefSeq and is a predicted model, not a curated record. Bases 256 to 1014 code for a protein of 252 amino acids.
CAAAAAUCAAAUCCCAAACAACUAAUAGUUGGAGGUGUGGCUUUCGAACGAAACUAUAAUUUCUAUUAAACUAAUCACACAAAACUAAAGUAUAAUGAAUACCAUAUCAACAUCACAGUGAAGACACCUAAUUAGUCUGAUAUGUGACUGUGACAUAAGUUUUUAAUAAAUAAAAACCUAUAUUUCGCUUAUUGUUUACUACUAAGGGCGUCAACCGUUUGUAUAUUUAAUAGGAAUUAUAAAUAAAUAUACACAAUGUACGGCCGAAAAACACCCACAACUUAUCGUUCCACACCUUCCGUGUAUUCCCAUUACACGGGAAAGUCAUCUACGAACCUACGAUCGUCGAAGUCUAUGAGAUCUUUGAAGGUUCCGUGGUACCAGAAACCCAUUUUACAUGACGCCUAUGUCCUCGAUCUACAAAGAGGUUCACUUCUCACUGGUUUUCUGUCAUUGUUCAUAGCCCUGUUUACUUUUGCCCAAAGUGUCUUUGACCUCUACUGCCUCGGCAUGGCCAGCCCUGGUGCUGUCCAUUACGGUUACUAUGUACUCAGCUAUCAAUUUGUAUAUGUCGGAAGCCCUGCUGUGCGGAACGUCCUGGUAGUGUUCUCGCUGUUCUCGUGGAUCGGAUCCGUGGCUGUUAUAGCCACAAGCAUCAUUUUGAUCAUAGCUCUGAGGAAGGAGUAUGAGAAGAGGAUCGUCCCCUGGCUGUAUUCCUUUGGGGUGUUCAUACUGUUCAGAUUCGUGGCCUUCAUAUUUGCUUCAAUAGUCAACGACAUGAUAUUUGCCUACAACAUCAUCAUGUGUCUGUGCUGGGUGGUGUUCUGUGUAACCGGAGUGUAUGGAUGGGUCCUGGUGUACAGUUUAUACCUUGAGCUGGCCGACCUGACCAAACUAGAGGAUUUGGCACAUCUCAGGAUGGGUACAAUGGCCUCGUUGAAUGCUUCAUUGGCCGGUUCAAGACCGACGACACCUCAUUCAACUGUGUCAACGAUGCCAGCCUCACAGAUAUGAUAUGAAGUUAGUGAAACCACACCUCUCACCGAGGUGGACGUUGACCCUGGAAGUCAGGGGGUGGAGGAGACGCCCCACAGACGAACCUUGGAGACGGAUGUGUGAAAACAACCUCUUACAAUAGUGUUAUAACAUAGGAGUUGUGUUCUUUAUAUAUAAGAUACCUAAAUGUUUAUAAGCAUCUGAUUAAUUUAGGCGAUAGUUAGGAUAUGGAAGAUUUUUAUUAAAAUAGGUUUUUAAAUUUAGCGCCAUCUAGUUGGGGCGAGGGGAAAUCACGUAAUAAUUCUUAUCAACAGCGCCAUCUCUUGACAGCUGUCGGAUGUUAAAUGUUUGAGAUUUUUUCGCAAAUAGAUUUAAGUCUUAAAAGCAUCUUUUCAAGCGAUAUUCACUGUGCACUAGAGUAGCCUGAAGUGACAACAAUUACGAAGCCCUUCUUAGUUUCGCUCUCCGUCCAAAUUCUUAUAAGUAUUUUAUUGGAUAGUUCUUAAUGUAAUUGUUAAUUGUAGUGCCUUAAAUGCGCCUGACGUAAAAACGACUUACCAAUAUUGAAACUUUAACUAAUAUAGUGGAAUAAUAAAUGUACUAAGUUAGAAUUAAUAUAUUGGUACAUUACUGAAUGUGUAACUUACGGGAGGUUGAGUAUCUCACAGAACUGUUUUAUACGCAAUCUACGUUACGUAUGUUUAGACACGAAUUAAUAUUUUUUUUUAUUGUUUUUCUUAUAACAAGUCCGUCCAUUUUCAAAUAUUAUAUAUUAUAUUAUGUA